Messenger RNA from Notothenia coriiceps (black rockcod), 1851 nucleotides. It is a transcript of the gene stx11a, whose product is annotated as syntaxin 11a. Gene Ontology annotation, molecular function: SNARE binding; SNAP receptor activity. Gene Ontology annotation, biological process: synaptic vesicle fusion to presynaptic active zone membrane; intracellular protein transport; exocytosis. Bases 97 to 963 code for a protein of 288 amino acids. The record is from RefSeq and is a predicted model, not a curated record. The transcript is spliced from 2 exons. Gene Ontology annotation, cellular component: presynaptic active zone membrane; synaptic vesicle; plasma membrane. NCBI's taxonomy places the organism in Eukaryota, Metazoa, Chordata, Actinopteri, Perciformes, Nototheniidae.
GUGUGUGUGUGCGCGCUGAUAACGGAGAGAAAGGGGAAAUGAGUGUUUCCGUCUCUCUGCUUCACUCACAGCAGCUCUCAGAGGUGCUGCAGGACGAUGAGGGACCGCCUGACCGAUCUGCAGACCUUCAAACCUGCAGAGGAAGAAGAGGUCUGUCUGCAUGGAGGCGAGGAAGACGAGGAUGAAGACCUGGGCCUGGUUUUCCAGGGCGAGGACGUGAUGGACCACGUCUACAAAGAGGCGCAGGUGCUGAGGAAAGAGAUGCUUCUUCUGAAGCUGGACGUGAAGCGACUCGGGAAGCAGAACAGCCGCUUCCUCACCUCCGUACGGCGCGUCAGCAGCAUCAAACGGGACUCCAACGCCCUGGGGAGGGGCAUCAAGAGCCGGGGGGAGGCGGUCUACGCUCGUCUGCAGAAACUAGGGAAGCUGAGCAAAGAUCUGGAAGAAGAACACGGUCCAACGUCCGCUGUUUCUCGAAUGGCGCGAUCGCAGUGCGUCUCGUUGAACUCCGCCUUCCACAACGCCAUCUCCGAGUACAACGAGGCGGAGCUGAUCCAGAGGGAGAACUGCAAGACGCGGAUCCAACGGCAGGCGGAGAUCAUGGGGAAGCAGGUGAGCCGCGAGCAGAUCGACCACAUGAUUGAGACGGGGAAGUGGAACGUGUUCUCCGAUAACUUGCUUCUGGAGGGUCGAUCUGCGAGGACGGCGCUCAGCGAGAUGGAGAACCGGCAGCGGGAGCUUCUGGAGCUGGAGCAGAGGAUUCGAGAUGUCCACGAUCUGUUUGCCCAGAUGGCCUCGCUGGUGGAGGAGCAGGGCGUCAUGCUGGACAACAUCCAGGCCAACGUGGGCGCCACGCAGGACUACGUGGCCAAGGCCAACGUGCAGAUCAAGAAGGCCGUGAAGUACCAGAGGAACCAUCCCUGCAGGAGGCUCUUCUGCUGCUGCUGCCCCUGCUGCGACUGACACGCGUCCCGCUGCUCGUUGGAAGUAUUCACGACAUCUGAAAACAUCUGGCCUUCUUCUCCCACAUCGUACACCGCAGAACCUCUGAACCAACAUCGAAACGUGCUGCUCAGCUCGGACGUGCUCGUCAUUACCCGGGACGUUCAUAACUUUCUGAAUUCUAGAAACAUUAUGACUACGUACCAAAAGGCCAGCGUUCAGAUCAGGAAGGCCGUGAAGUACCAGAGGAAGGAAACUCUGCUGCUGCCCCUGCCUGCUGCCCCUGCUGCCCCUGCUGCCCCUGCUGCCCCUGCUGCCCCCUGCUGCCCCUGCUGCCCCUGCUACAACUAACAAUAAUAAUAAUAACUUCAAUUGAUAUAGCGUCUUCUAGGGGUCCCAAGGUCGAGUAAAACCAAAACAGUCAGUCAAACAAAACAACGCACACUGACCCAGGGUUUUUUAUUGGAAGUAUUCACGACACAAGUUCUUCGUCUGAAAACAUCCUGACUGUUGAUUGCCUUCUUCUCCACGUUUUACAUCGUAGAAUCUCCGUUUCCACAUCCAAACGUUCGGCUCGAUUAGGACAAGCUCGCUCUCGCUCCGUACGUUCAUAACGGUCAUAAUUCCAGAAAUAAACAAAGAUGAUUCAUCAACAUGUUGGAGCCGUGGGAGUAUUUCUAGAAUUGUGACACUUCUGAACGUCCUGAGGAAUAGCGAUCAUGUCCUGAUCGAGCCGCACGCUUUCAUGUUGGAACGGAGAUUCUGCGAUGUGGAAGGAGAGGCAGGAUACGUCCAGACGAAGAACAUACAGCAAGCAGCAUUCACACCUGCCUCUCCUGCAGAGUGAUGUGUGUGUGUGUGUGUGUGUGUGUGUGUGUGUGUGUGUGUCUGUGUUUGUGUGUGUGUGUG